Messenger RNA from Lates calcarifer (barramundi perch), 7998 nucleotides. RefSeq lists its product as uncharacterized. NCBI's taxonomy places the organism in Eukaryota, Metazoa, Chordata, Actinopteri, Centropomidae. The transcript is spliced from 7 exons. The record is from RefSeq and is a predicted model, not a curated record. Bases 641 to 1624 code for a protein of 327 amino acids.
UCCACAGGUCACUGGCCCAGGCUUCAUCAGCUAAUCAGUCAUGUUUGGAGGGGGCAUUCUCUGGUGUAAGGCCCGCCCCCCACUGACCAUACAAGGUAACAGUGGAAUGCAUGGCUUGGCAGUCCAUCUGCUUCAUAAGAGAGAGACACACACAGAGCAGAGGGUGUCCCACACUCAUCAGCAGCACUACUUUAGUCUGAUGUGACUGUGAAAACAGAACUUCAGAGAGAUGCCUGACAGCAAACCUACUCCUCAUCUCAUCACCUCAUCACCAGCGGCUCUGCUGUGAAACCAGCCAUACAGUGGACAGACAAGUCACUUCAUCCAGGAAAACCACUUCACCAGCCAGUGGAGAUGACAGCACCUCAGCUGCCCUGCAGCACACUGAUCAGUAAGAGCUCGGCCUGGCUGUACUCAUGCUCCGAGACAGGUGAAGGAGAACCAGGAGAGGAAGAAACACACCAGAUGUCAGAGAUGAGCAUGCAAUGGGGAGCAGCUGAGAAAAUUUCCACAACAAUUUGGCGUCAGAAGUGUCGUCUGGGACAGAGUGCGAACAGUGACAAGCUAUCCUGGAAGACAAAAAAAACUUUCCAGCCUCCAACCUCAAAAAUCCUCUUCAGAGAGGGAGGACUGAUCGCUGAUGCCCUGGAUUGUUGCCGCUGGGAUUCCACGAACUCAAUUCAGCAAGAUUUAUCUGUUGGCAGCUCUGAAGCUGGACCCGGACCUUGACGUUAGCCCACAAAUUCAUCCUCCAAAUCCACCACCAUAUGACUCUGCAACACCCAGUGAGAGAGGACAAGCAGAUCCCUCUACCAUGCCACAGCAAAAACCAAGUUCAGAAACAGCUCAACCCGGGAUGUCUGCUCCACCACAGAAUUCCACAAGCAAAUCCUCUUCUCCAAUUGCACAUAGACUAUGUCACCAUGCUCAAGAUGCAGUCUUCAACAUGCCCAUGGUUGAAGUGUCUGGUCCAGAAGGUGCAACGCUGGUUUUCCGUGCAGGGACUUCUGCUGACAUCACAGCAACCUCACAACACCUUCCCAACCCCACAGCAUCAGGUAAAGCAUUUGUUGAGCAAUUCUCCACGUUUUGCCAGGAAUUUAAACCAACCACAAAUGAACUAAAGAGACUUCUCAUCACCAAGAUGAAACCCACAGACUGGCAGAGAAUAGCUUGCAAAUUCCCAGCUGUUGACAUCCGUCGCAGACACAUUAACUGGGAAGACCAGUCUAACGCCCAAUACAGAGAUGCUGUCCAUAAUCUCUGUGAGACAUUUACCCAAGCUUUCCCUGGUAAAGCUGACUUGGAAAAAGUCACAGUUUGCAGACAAAAGGAUGAUGAAAACCCUGAUGAAUAUCUCACUCGCCUGACAGAGGUCUUUAACACCCACAGCGGCCUUCAACCACCAGAUGAGUUAAGAAAUACUCCAGAUGUGUGGGAAAUUCAUCUUUGCAAUUGUUUCUUUUUAACAUUGUCUCAGCUGUUAAAAAUUCCUGCAUUUUUUGGAAUGAUGCAUUCCUGUCCGAACUUCGCAGACAUGCCAUACACGCCCAUGACCAACUGCUCUCUAAGAAAAAGACGAAAGAAGAGACAACACAGAGAGAGCUACAGAUGGCUGCAAUAACCAUGUUCAAUGCAGUCCAAGAACAUGAAGGACUAGAUCAUCGACACAGAUGUAACGGAUAUGGCAGAGGAAAAAACUGGGAUAAAAGAGCUAGUAAUACUCCUAGAGAUGCCUGUUACCACUGUGGCCAACAAGGACAUCGGGCAUGUGAGUGUCCCACAAAAGCAUCAUCAACUCCAGCAAACAAGUCAGACUGAAGAUGCUUUGGGGCGGCCGGAGAGGGACGAACUCCUGCUGACAAGCUUAACCAACCUGUGAGGUUGGGGGAAGGUACUGCACCACUGUCACGCACACGUACAGAGCAAAAUAACACACACUGCUACAAAAUGUGCUAAAAUGUGUCUAACAUAUGUUCACUACACAUCUGAUCAUUUCAAGAAGAUUCCACAACAUACAUUAGCCAUUGCAGUACAAAAUGUUGUAUUCUUAGUCAACUCAGGAGCCACACAUUCUGUGAUAAAAGUUGUAGAAUUCAUCAGGACAAACAAUUAGAGAAAACAUCACUGUCCCACUCAAAUGUAAAGAUGGGCCAAAUACAAGUUUCAAACAUGCUUUCUUACUCUCUGAAGUCUGCCCCAUUAACCGAAUGGAAAGAGAAUUAAUGUGCAAAUUAGGCCUCUGUUUGAUCUCAACCCCAGAAGGGGUCAAAGUUCUGAUUUGGAACCAAAUUUCUCACACUCCUUAGUUCACCACACCUCAAAUCUGUUAUAUGCAUGGGGCGCCCCCAUAGCCGAUGGUGGCAUGGCAUACCACAUGGGCUUAAGUGCCCUGAGCAGCUGGUCCCUGGAUCAACUCCAAGUCUGGCCGGAUCUUUACUGUGUGUCAUUCCCCCACUCUCUCUCCCUGUUUCUGGCCUCAUCUCCACUGUCCUAUCCAAUAAAGGCGAAAAAGCUCAAAAAUUACUUUAAAAAAAAUCUGUUAUAUGCAUAUCAAUGGAAAUUGACACAAUUAACAGCCUCUUCUGAGCUUACCACAGAAGCAAGGAAGAGAGUUUUAACAACUGGGACAGAUUUCAUGACACCAGAGAACCUGCAUUGCAUCUCUCAUGUGUCACCAGGACCUGAUGAGCCUUAUGAGGAGAGUUGGGUAAGACAGAGAGCUGAUAAGCUCUCACUAAUGCACAUAUAUUGGACAUCACACAGUUGUGCUAUAUCAGUCUCUCUCACACCAGCUCAGUCCGACAUGUACACCAUGGACCAUUUGGUCCCACAUAUCACACUUGCAAACCACACAUCAGAUAAUUGGGAAGAUUUGGGCCCUUUUGUGAAAUCAUGUCAACGCGAGACUGACAAGUAACAUCUGACCAAUCCAUUUUAUUUUCUCCAUCACUGCAGUAUUACUCUAAGAGUAUAACAUCUAUUGUGUACACUCAAAGAACAAUCCAGCUGGUACCUAAAAGCACUUCUAAACCUUUUCUUUUUCUUUCUGAAGAACAAGCGGCAACCACUACCGCCUUACAGGAAGUCCCUAAGACACUGUGGGCUGUCAGUAAGUAUGAUGUUGGCCUCAUCAAAGACUGUGAACCUGUUGUGAUCACUCCAAAAUCAGACUUCAGACCCUGCAAGAUGCAAUAUCCACUCAAACAAGAAGCCAUCGAUGGUAUAACACCAGUCUUUAAGUCUCUUAAAGCAGCAGGAGUAAUUAUUCCCUGUGAUGACUCUCCAGUGCGCACACCCUUAUUCCCUGUUAAAAAAAUCAGAGAUAAAGACCAACCUACAGAAUGGCGUUUUGUCCAGGAUCUGCAAGCAGUAAAUGUAGCAGUCCAAAUGUUCCAAACCCUUACACCAUCUUGUCACAGGUUCCACCCAAUGCAAAAUUCUUUUCAGUAGUAGACCUGUUGAAUGCUUUUUUUAGUGUUCCAGUUCAUCCAAAAAGCCAUUUCUGGUUUGCCUUCAACUUCAAUGGGCGAGGCUACACAUUCACUCGCCUGGGUCAAGGGAUGAAAGUCCCAAUGGUGAAAGUCCCACCAUUUACAAUGAAGCCCUCAGACAAAGCCUGAAUCUCUUGUUCUUUCUCCAGGCACUGCCUUGUUACAGUAUGUGGAUGACCUUAGAUCUGCAGUCCAACCAAGGAGCUGUGUGAAACCAACACAGUCAAACUGUUGAAACAUCUGGCUAGUGGUGGUCACAAAGCUAGCCUGUCAAAACAAAAUUUGUUCAAGAAAAGGUUGUUUUCCUAGGCCAUGUCAUUACUUCUGAAUGUGUUCUUAUUGCAGCAAGUUUGCUCCCCAAGACCAGAUCUACAAGACACCAUUAACUAACCCCGAUUUGGUUCUCUUUGUAGAUGGAUCAGCCUCACGUGACCCACAAACUGGUCGUAACAGAGUUGGAUUUGCUGUUGUCACUAAUCAUGAAACUCUUAUCUCAAGUUCACUCCCUUCCCACUAUUCUGCACAAGUAGCAGAACUGACAGCAUUGACAGAAGCAUGCAAACUGGCAAAUAACAAGUCUGCAACCAUUUACAUCAACUCUAGAUAUGCAUUUAGUGUUGUGCAUGACUUUGGCACUCCAUGGAAACACAGACAUUUUUUUGAAAUCUGAUUCUAUCUCUCUAGGUAAUGCAAGAGCUGAUGCUGCUGCAAAAGUAGCAGCACUCCAACCCAUAUGUCCUGAUACCUUGUUCGUUUCAACUCCUGUCUCUGUUCCCAGCUCUCUUACAGCAGUGCAGUCUUUUGCCACACCACAAAAAAAGAUGUUGUGGAGGCGCUGCCACACAGAAAGAUGUGUGGUGGGGACCCGAUAACAAACCCUGCCUGCCAAAACAUUUCUUCCCUCACUUUGCAAAAUUGACACAUGGAUUGGACCAUGUGUCAAAAGGGGGAAUGCUAGAUGCCAUAACUCAAUACUAGUUCACCAAAGGCUACGUAGAGAUUUUGCCAGUCGUGUAUGGUUUGUGCAACACACAAUACAGGUAAAACCAAAACAAUCACACAUGCUGCUCAUCCACCACCAGAUAGGAUGGUGAUGGAUUUCAUAGAACUGUCACCAGAGGAAGAGAUACUGCUUGGUAAUGGUUGACAUGUGGUCAAAAUGGGUUGAAGCAUUUCCAGCUAAACACCAAAACAGCCAAGUGGUAGCAAAGGCUCUGAUAACAGAAAUCAUUCCUCGAUAGAGAAUACCAAUCAAACUCAGCAGCGAUAAUGGUUCAUACUUCACAAUUCUGCAAUAGCCCAAAUCAGUGCAUUUUUUGCCAUUGACCUCAGACAACAUUGUGCAUACCACCCUGCUAUGCAUACCACCCUGCCAGUGGAGGUGCUGUCGAACGGGAAAAUGGCACUCUGAAAUUAAAGUUAGCCAAGUGUUGUGAAGAAACAGGACUGCCAUGGACAAAAGCUUUGCCUAUUGUUCUAAUGCGCAAUGAGAAAAUGGUCCAGAGUGAACAUGGGUCUCUUUGAGAUCAUUUUUGGGCAGACCCCCAUCCCUGGGAGUGGAGCCUGUAACCAGACCACUCCCCUCAACUGGCUUAUAUGAGGAUGAAUUGUUACAAUAUUGCAAAAGCUUACAAUAUUUUUUGGAACAGGUGGUUGAGCAGCUCUCACAAAUGCAGCCUUCACUCAAUCUGACAGAAAAUAAUUUAGUUAUAAAAAGAUCUGCAUGGCACUGAUCAACUUCAGGUCCUCAACACUUGCACAUGUAUUAACAACACAUCCAUCACAGUUCAGACAAAUCAUGUGUUGAUUAUCCUUAUAAUAAACAGGCUAGUACUUGCACCACAGUAAAAUGAUAAACUAGCCUGGUUCCUUGUUGAACUUUAGGGCUGUGUCCAUUCUCAGAGGACUGAUCCCUUGGUCAUCUAAAAGAACAUCCGCCACCUCCUCCUUUAAAAUCACGUCUGCUAACUUUAGCAAGAAAGAAGCUGAGGACACAUGGAAGCUUAACAAGUCCAGCAAUGUGUUUAUGUGAACCGAGGACAGAUGAAAAGCACUAUCUCUCGCUUACUUUAUACACAUGAACGCCACAUGAGAGUCCGCUGUGUUGAUAUGGAUGAGCGAUUCUCUCACACGAUCAGUCACAAGCUGGGUGUUUAGUAAGGACAAUAUCUGUCCACUUUUUAUCAAAAAAGAAGAACUUUCCCCCGCCUGUGUAUCCUUCAUAACACUGGGGUUUCUCCAGAUGCCUGUACCACGAAGCGAGGUUACUGGCUUAUCAGGGUAACUUCAGGAGUAACUUAGUGAUGUCAGGUGUAACUUCCCGGUUAACCUGUACUAUGAAAGGUGGAUAGGUUUUACCUGGGGUCUGCUGCCAUGGUAAUUUACGCUGCAUCUCUAAACUGCUCCGAGCAGUUUAUGUUCGUGGUUAACUCAGUGUUACCGGUGUUACUUCUACCUAAGCUCCGCCCCACAGGUGGAGCAACCAAUCGAUAUUGGCACAAUGACUGAGAGAGGCUGACUCUGCAGGACGGGGGUUGUCUAAAGACUGUCAGUCCCCCCCACCCACGACCCCCACCAAAAAAAAAAAGAAAAAGAAAAAGAAAAAGAAAGAAAAUAGUGGAUGGUAGCGGUAUAUGGACCAAUAAAUGGUGUUUUUUUAAUGCUCCGUAUUUUCCAUUUUCAAUUUCAAUUAUUUUAAUUUGUAUUUUUUUCUCACAGUCAAGCAGCAGAAUUUUGUGUCAUUAGUGUUGCAGAUUUCAGUCAUCCUUUAAAUUGGGGGUGGGGGGCGUUAUUGUCCUGAAAGACAAUAUAAUGCCACAGGCUGUUGUAAUUGUAGACUACAGACCAACAUAUGCAGUAUUAAUGAUGGGAAAUAUAAAUGUGCACCACUUUAUAGAAUGUUUCUAUUUGAUCCAGGUUCAGUUUCCACUGAGGCUGAAAUACUGUAAACAUGAAGUUCAUACUGAACAUAACAGCAUUACAUUCAUACAUAUACAGCCUGAGUGUUCCAGGCAGAACAUCAUUAACAGAUUUCAGACAUGUGACCCACGUGUUGACUGUAAUCCAAGUAUCCGAAAAAUCAUCACAUAUUUUCUGUGUCUCUACAUCUCAUAUUACAGAUUAAAAAUCCAGAGAACAUGUGACAAGUCUCCGUGGCUUUGUUGGCAAUCAGAGGAGGUUAAACUCCCUUCGUAGUAUAGGCCUCAGGCCUGAUGUAUAUGUGUUUUUCAGUGAGGUCUUCAAUAUCUCGUCACACUAAACAAGCACCCAGUAGGCUCCUCUACCUGAAUUUGACGAAUCUGCGACCGUCAACAUGUUAGCAACAUCUGGAGCAAAGCUAGUGAAAAGGUAAACAAAUAUCACCAGUUAACAGGAUCACCAGUUAAACUAGAACACUGGGUUAUAUCGCAGAAAGGAUUACUCCUCUACAAACGCCAUAAUUAGGGCCAUCCGACUGGAACUUCGUGGACCUGGACAACUGUUUGGCUACCGCACGAUGUGGCAGGUACUCAAACCAAAGUACAAUCUGCGAGUGAAGAGGGAUCACGUGAUGAAUUUGCUCCGGGAGCUCAAUCCUCGAGGGUGCGAGAAGGUUUAUCAGAAGAACCUACCACUCCGUGGGACUGAACUAUAUGUGGCACCCAGAUGGUUAUGAUAAACUUAAGCCAUUUGGUUUUUGGCUGUAUUGAUGUAAAGUGCUGUGGCUUGCAUGUGGACCAACAAAUAAUGACCCAAGUGUGAUUGCUCACUGUUUUCUGUCAUGUGUGCGAAACCUCGGUGUCAUUCCUAUGAGACCGAAGGACUGAUUGUGGCACGGAGAAUGGGACCAUGGCUGCAAUUCAGUGCACGCUACACCACCACCACAAUUACCACUACUCUGGAGUGUCCAACCACAUGUAUGGCUCAUCCACAAACAACCAGAGGAUUGAGUCCUGGUGGUCCAUAUUCAGAAAGGGAAGGAGUCAGUUCUGGAUGGAGCUAUUUGCAGACCUUAAGAGAUGCCAGAUACUUCAACGGGAGUCAUGAACAUCAGUGUCUACUGAGAUAUUGCUUUGGUGAUGUUAUUCAGAAGGACUUGGGUGAGUGUGUUAAGAUUGUGGAACAGUCACAGGAUCCGCCCCUCCAGAGCAGCAUCAUGUCCAGGAGGAGUGCCCAAUGAGCUCUACUACUUACCACAUAGGUUUGGCUCUAGAGACUGUGGAUUUAAAAUUGAAAAGGCUGAACUGGAUGUCUUUCCCGAGGCUCACCUGGCAAGAGCUCCAUGUGGGGAUGCAAACAUGCAGGAGUACUUGGACUGUCCAUGGAGAACAAUCAGUUUCAGAAGCCAGAGUACUGGCAGUCUGCAACUGAACUGUAUCUGAAACUAAAAGACAUUGCUCAGCUAUGAAUGGAAGAGAGGUUUAUUGUAAUGGUGGAACAUGUACACAAAGUAUCUGAAUUUGUCACCCACAGCUUCAUUAUUUCAAAGGGGGAAAUAUAUAUGAAUAAAAAUAGAGCAAAGUAA